AUGUCUUCCGCAGAACUAUCUUCCAAGAAGCGCAAGCGCGCCGAGGCCACCGCCGCUGCCCCGGACGACACCGCCGUGACCAAGAAGUCCAAGUCCGACAAGAAGGACAAGAAGGACAAGAAGGAGAAGAAGGCGGCCGACGCUGGACCCGCGACCGACUUCAUCGCCCUCGAGGAGUCCAAGGCCGAGAAGAAAGAGCGCAAGCGCAAGGAGAAGGAGGCCCGCAAAGCAGCCGAGGAGGCCUCGAUAGCAGACGUCGCCGACACCUCGGCCAUGGACGUUGACCCCCCCGUGACCGCGGAAGAAGCCAAGAAGGACAAGAAGGAGAAGAAGAGCAAGAAGUCCAAGCCCGCCGCGGACCAAGAAGAGAAGACGGAAAAGAAGGAUAAGAAGGAAAAGAAAGACAAGAAGGAGAAGAAGAAGGACAAGGAGACCAACGGCGAGACUCCCGCCGCCGCCGAAAAGACCAAGUCCGACGAGAAGCCGGAAAAGAAGUCCAAGAAGUCCAAGAAGUCCAAAGACGAGCCCGCCGCCGCUGAAGAAUCCCAGCCCGCCGCCGCCGCCGCUGAGGAAGAAGAAGAAACCCCCGCCGAAGGGGCGAAGAGGGAGAAGUACAUCGUCUUCGUCGGAAACCUCCCCUACACGGCCAACAAGGAGUCCAUCAACGCCCACUUCGCCGCUUACAAGCCCACCGCCAUCCGCUGCCUUAACAAGGACGGCAACCCUAACAUCUGCCGCGGCAUCGCCUUUCUCGAGUUCUCCAACGGCUCCAACAUGCGCACCUGCCUCGACAAGAUGCACCACACCGAGUUUGACGACGGCUUGUCGCCCGCGCGCCGGAUCAACCUCGAGCUUUCUGCUGGCGGCGGCGGCAAGAGCAAGUUCCGUAAAGAGAAAAUCAAGGAGCGCAACGUCCACCUUGACGAGAACCGCGUCAAGCGCCUUCAGAAGGAAGAGGAGUACAAGAAGCAGCGCGCGUCCCAAGGUGGCGUAAACUCCCAGCAGGACAGCAUCCACCCGAGCCGCCUGGCUAUGAUGUACCAGUAG
Molecule: messenger RNA, 1047 nt
Organism: Colletotrichum higginsianum IMI 349063
Lineage: Eukaryota; Fungi; Ascomycota; Sordariomycetes; Glomerellales; Glomerellaceae
Product: RNA recognition domain-containing protein
Exons: 3
Coding region: 1-1047 (348 amino acids)
Molecular function (GO): RNA binding
Source: RefSeq, a predicted model, not a curated record